GCAAAUUAACACUUUUGCGAGUAAAAAAAUCUUCUAAAAAUGAUUCAUUUUUUUCUGAUUUUUUUAUCAGGAAGUUUAGUUUUUUUUUUGAACGAAUAGAGAAUUGUACACACGCAAUUCCCAAAAAUUACCAAUUUGUCCGAUAGAUUUGACUUUAAGCAGGAUAGUGAUACCGGAACGAGAGAAGGCUGGGAUGAACGAAAGAAAAAGAGAAAGAGGGGACUUCUCGUGCUAACAGAAGGGAUAAGAAACCCAUGCACGUACUCUUACCAGCGGUACGACGACUUCAGUCUGACGAUCGCUUCCAUGGAGUGAAGUUGACCGAGUCCGACGAUAAUCCAGGAUCGUCUAUCGGUUCGAGCACACAGUGACUUGGAUCCUGACGUGUGAUCGGUGCAAAAAAAAGAAAGAAAAAGAAAGAGAUUCGACUGUGUGCUCCGAAAUUUUAGCACGAUAAAAACGUCCCUUUAGGUCAUAUAAUAAUUUAUAAUAAAAUUCGGAAGAAAUUAAAUCAAGACGCGAGUGAUCAGCUCGUUUGGCGAUGUAAGAAUAAAAAAUUUAUAAAAAUAUCGUAUCGUUAAACGAUCGCUACAAUAAAAAGGAAAGAGGAAAGAAGUUUUCCUUUUUAUUAUCAAAAUCAUUAACUAUUUCUAGGAACGCGAAGGCAAGCCGGAGAGCUGAUCCUUCCGGCAUUUUAUUACCGCGAUAAUUUACAUAAUAAUUGAAUUUACGUAGUAGAAUUUACUUUUCGCGUAGAAUUUCUCGCGCGGAAAAAAAACGCAUUGUGCGUUUUCACGACGACCGAGCGAUUUGCGACUUCGCCGUGAGGAAGCCGCCGAUUUUGCGGCGCGAAGUGCGUGGUGUGCAGCCGGCGGGAGAAAGUGCCUGUUUCGUUGUGCGUCGUUCAUCGAUUUUUCGGUGGAUAUUAUCCACGGUGACGGCGGUGGAAUCGAUGAUCGAUCAUCAUCGGCGUCCCGCCUGACAAUGAGAGACUCGCGUCUUCUCAGGACAGCAUGACUCUCGGCGCGUGCGACCGUCCGCGUGCGUUAACAUGCGCGAAGACACGCGUGUCCGCGGGUACCGCUAGAUCCUCCUGAAGUGAUAUUAACGCCUGGCUUAGAGAAAAAGAGAGACCCACUGGCAAGGAUCGUCGAAAGUGACAGAGAUCGAGGACCGAUCGCGAGGACAACCGUUGGCCGGCAGACGUGAGCUACAAGCUGAAGAAAUCAAUUAUAUCGUAGUCAUGAACCUCGCGCUGCAUGGAUUUUUGCUGCAAAUUUUCGUGUCGAUUCUCGACUUUCGUCAUGGCCGUUUGUUAUGCAGCGCGGGGGAACCUGGCUAUCUGGACUUCGACAACCUGCCGGAGACGAAUUUCUCGUGUCAAGGAAAAGUGAUCGGCGGAUACUACGCGGACGUCGAGGCGGGCUGUCAAAUGUUUCAUGUCUGCACUAUCGGCCAGAAAGACUUGGUUUCAGACGAGAUUAUGGACAUAAAAUUCCUCUGUCUGAACGGAACCGUCUUCGAUCAGGAGACCAGAGUCUGCGAGAGGGUUGAUGAAGUUGACUGCAGCAAGAGCGAGCGGUUCUACAAUUUGAAUCUGGAGCUGUAUGGCAAUAACGCUGUGACACUUAGCUUGAACGGUGAUGACGAGGACGAUCUAACGAUUGACCCGGUGGAGGAUCAUCAGUCGCGAACUACAUCGGCGCGACCUAGCACGACUAGCACAACUAGCACGACCACAUCCCGGCCUAGCAAAUCAUCCACCACGGCAGCCAGUGGUUCCUUCCAGCACCCAGUCGGUUAUCCGCAGCACUAUCAGCCGCAACCGCCGUUCCCACAGGUACACAGCCAGUCCAAGUCACUGUACGAUGACAAGAACAGCGGUUACCAUCACCAGUAUAUUUUCCACAAUGGCGGCGAACGCGCCAGCAAUCAGGCCACGUCCUAUCAAUUGUUCAGUAAUCAGGGUGCCGUAAGCUCGACGACCGUACCGCCGGCGCCACCCCCGCCACCUCCGCCGCAGAUCCAUCAGAUCAGGUACAGCUCGACGGUGGGUCCGCCACCGCAGAUCAUUCACAGCGAACCAUCUACCGUGACGCCGUUGUUCGCGACGUCCUCCACGAUACAGACGCUGCUCAACAGUAACGUGAACAAUCCGGCGGCUUUGAUCAACCCUAUCUUUCACAAUCACGGGAUCGCGAGCACUACUGAACACUUCUCCAUCCAUAGCAACAAUCCACGCGAGACUAUUGACUAUCGUGACGAUGAUCAGGAACAAGAUAUAAGAGCAUUGGAAGCGAUACAAUCGGUGAACAAGGGCAAGAUUUCUAAGCUGACAAUAUCUCCAGUGCCAAACCAGCAAGAAUCGUCCCGAAUAGUACAGACGAAAACAAGUCAAUCAUCGCAGCAAAGGAUAUCCGGCAACUUUUUGCCGACUCCAGCCAUCGAAACAACUAUGAGAUCAUUCUACCCGACACCGAGACCUUCUCCGAAAUCUCCGCAGUCGUUACAAUCAGUCACUCACCAAGUUACCCAACAUAUUCACGUGCCGCAGCUCAAACCUCAUCAGAUCACCAUAAAUCUGCCGCCACCAGAUAUCCAGAGAAUCGUGCAGAACCCGUCGCCUCUGCUGCCUUCGCAAUCCCGGGUGAUUGUCACGGCGAAGGCAAGCGUGAGCGAUGAAUCUGGUAGACCUUUGAACACUACGCAAUUAGUGACGUUGCCGUUGCCAACUAUACCGGCCAGCUAUGAUGAUUACAAGGAGGGUGAUGAGUCCUUUGAUCCCUUUUAUCGCGACGUUCCGAAAAUUCGCAAAAAUCGCCAGAACGCGAUGGAGAACAUAAGAUUCUCGCGCGCGAAACGAUCGCUUGAGCAAUCCUAUCACUUUGUUUACGGAGUGGACAGUCGUCAGAAUUUCAAGGUGAUAGGAAAAAGUGAACCGCGUAAGAAUGAAGAUAAUGUGAUAAAUAAAGAAAGUACGCGUGUCCAAGUCAAUCUCGAAGAUUUUCGGGCUCUUAAAGGAAGUCUGAUAAAAUUUAGGGACAUCUUAUUUAGCGACAAUGUGAACAAAGAUUCCUCUCACAAUGAUGCUGAAGAAAAUAAAAAUAAUACCGAAAGUGUUGGGAUAAACAGCAAGACUUUUGAUACAAUAUCUGUAAAGCAGGUGCAAGAUAAUGCAAUAAAAAAAGUAGACUAUCUGGAAGACUUGAAGACAGAAGCCUCUAAACACUUAAAUUUAAAUAAAAAUACGGAUAAGGAAGAAGAAGAUGAGAAAACAAGUCAUGAAGAUUCGACUCCAAAUGUUAAAGUUAAAACUGAAAAAUCGCUUGAUGAAAAGAAACACAUUAAGAAUACGUCGGAACUUGAAAUUUACAUUGAAUCUACGACUGCUCAUCCUCGAAAAAAUGAAUCUCAAGGAGACGUUAUAGAUUUAAUAAUACUUGAUUCUAACAAUAAUUUUAAAGUGAAAGCCACGUCCGCCAAGACUGACGCACCUAUCGAGAUUAUCAUCAAGGAAACAAAAUCUGACACGCAUGACACAUCGAAGAUUGACGAGAAAGUUGCACACGAAGGACAAAUCGCAGGAUCCUUGGUAAAAGAUGACCCGGGAAAGCAAUCCGGGAACUCUGUCCGCGCCGGUGAGAGAAGACAACUAACAGUUCCGCAUGAAACAAUCAAACGAAAUGGUGCCAAAGAUGAAGAACGAAAGUCUGGUUUGAGAAGGAAAAGUUCUCGACCGAGAUCGUCGAAAAGACGUAUAUCUUCGAGAAUAAGGCAGCAAAGAAUGGAAAACAUUGAACCGACAGAGAUAAUCCAGCAAAAGGAAAGAACGACUACUGCCACUGCUGUUAUUGAUACUACUACUGUUACUUCUACUUCUACUACUUCUGCUUCUACUACUGUGACCCCAUCCAUUACAGCUUUUGAGAAGAAAGUUACGGAGCAAAUUGAUAGUAACAUUUUCGGGGACUCAGAAUCACAAACUUUUAAAGAGCUUGAUACGAGGGCGAUCGGUCAUCGAGACGCGAUAUACUCGAAGAGCUUAGACGAUAAAAGUUACGAUUCAAGUAGGAGUAAGGACAUAGAGCGAUCGUUUGAUCGGCAGAUUAUGGAAGAGCAUACGAGGAGCUCGGAACUACGUGCUGAUCAAAUAGAGGAGGAAAAAUGGGAAACAGAAUUGCCGGAUUAUACGCAGACUACUGAAGGAAAAGAUACGACCGAAAAUCCAAAUAAUGCAAACGAAGCGAAAUCGACAGAAGUUGCACACGUCUCUGAAGAGAAGUCUUCCACCGAAGAGGAAGAUCCUUACAAGGAGUACGAAUUUCCGGAUGAUGAUGAAGCUGAUAGGAACGAAGAAAAACUCGAAGAGAACUCGCAGGAUCGAUCUAGCAAGAUUUCUUCCGACGAAGUCGUGACUUCUCGUGAAGGUAACUUGGAAGAAGAAUCAGCUUACGACGAAGAUAUAAGCGAGAAAUCGAGCACUGAUAUUUCGGACGAAGAGCAGAGUUCAACUGCGAAUUACAAUGAGGAGGUAAAUUCAGAAGAAUUGAACGAGUAUCAAGAUAUAACAGAAUCGUCUGCGGAGAGUACGCGCAGCAUUCAAGAAGAUUACAGGGAGUAUCCGGAAAGUACCGAGGGUUCCACGAUGGAUUAUACAAACCCCGAGGAGUACACCGAUUCUCAGGAGGACAUCGCAGCUCCGACCGAAGAUGGCGAGGGCAGUACUGAGGGUGUCCUAAAAUUCACAGACGAAUUACCAUUAUCAGACGAUAACGAGGACGAGGAAACAACAGAAGAAUCGUUGACAUCUAACGAAAAUGAUGCGCAUGAUUACGUCGAUGACAAUUACGAGCCGGAAAAUUACAAGACAGAAAUUGCGAUGAAAUUGGACGAAUUUGAAGAGGAUAAGAGUGAGGAAAAGAACGAUGAAGAAAAGAAAGAUACGUCAGCGAAAGAGAAAGAUUCCGAUCGUACAGAGAAUAUAGAGAAUAUAGAGAAUAGUGAUAGCGUCGAAGAAACGCAGACGGAUCAGGCCGGCGUCACGGAGAUCAAGGAUCUCGAAGAAAUCGCAAGUUUAACCACAACUUCAUCGACCACAACACCGGCAUUAACUACGACGACAUCGAGCACAACGGCAUCAACUACGAUGACAUCGAGCACAACGGCGUCAACUAUGACAACCUCAACCACAACAGAUUCGACUAUAACGGUAUCAAGCUCGACUCCGAUUACAACUACUGCUCGAUCGACGACCAUCACUCGUCGACCAAAAACUACUACCUCUCGUGCCACGCCACCGAAAAUCUUUAAGCCUACUGGGAACAAAAGGAUUUAUGCUUACAUUCCUCCUACGACGACUCCGAAUCCGGUCGUGAUCAAACCGAGAUUAGGCCUAUUUAAUCCGAAGCCUGCGAAACCGAUUAAAUCUUAUAACGAAUUGGCACCGAAACCAACGAUCAGGAAGCUCAUUUUACCUACACGAAAAUCUACUACCACUACCACUGAAGCUAUUACUAUUAUUACUACAGAAAUGUUGAAUACUGAAAAUUCAGAAAUAACGACGGAGCCUGUAACGACGGUAGCAUCGACGACGGCAGCAUCGACGACGACAGCAACGAUAGCAACAGCGAUGACGGCAGCAGCAACGACGACGGCAGCAACGACAACGAUGGCAACAGCGGCAACGAUGGCAGCGACGACGACGACGACGGAAUCUAACAGAAGCGAGGAGAACGGUCUCGAGAGCAAACUGGAAACAAACGAACAUAUAUCCCUCGAUUCUCUCGCAAAGAAUAAUCAAACGAACAAGGACAAUCAACUUCCGAACUCGUCCGAGCAAAAUACUUCGAUCAACUCUUCGGAAAACACUGAUCCGGGAAUGACAACCACGACAAUUGAAACUUUUACUCCUUAUCCUCUACUUAAACUAUCCACUCUCGCGCCUUCCAUCGAGCGGACAAUGAAGGACAUAGAAAUUAAACCACAGGAAACGACAGAGGACAUUGAUACUCUCGUUCCAACGACUAUUCCACCGACAACGUUACUGUCCGAAAAGUCCGAGUAUGUUGAGAUCGCGCCGAGUACUGAGAAAUACCUUGAAGUAACGGAGACCACUAUAUCUUCCACUUCCAAAGUCUAUCAGCAGGGAAACGUCUUCGGUUUCUUCGGUUCUUCCGGUUCCUGAACGUGCCACGUCGGUUUCAGUUU
This is a messenger RNA of Acromyrmex echinatior (Panamanian leafcutter ant), 6207 nucleotides long. RefSeq lists its product as uncharacterized. Lineage: Eukaryota; Metazoa; Arthropoda; Insecta; Hymenoptera; Formicidae. The record is from RefSeq and is a predicted model, not a curated record. Gene Ontology annotation, molecular function: chitin binding. Gene Ontology annotation, cellular component: extracellular region.